UGGCGCUGUGUACAGUGGAGACAAGUUAGCAGCCAAAGUUUGCAGAGCAGGCAGGAAAGUUCUCCGGAGAGGGGAGCGUGAUCCCAGCAACUUCUGUCAUAUUACCUCCGGAUCUCCAGUGCAAACAUGCGGACUUCAGACGUCAGUUAACCGGGACUUUGUGCUGUUUCGUUGAUGUUUGGAUGAAUUUCUCCCUGCCUCUGAAAGGUAGCAGUUAACGCUUCGCUGUGUUCGCUGCACGCUGCCGUUUCAAUGGACUAUCUUAUCAUUCAGUGAGUAACUACAAUUGGUUGUGUGAUUUCCUGACCUGCAGAUAAAUGUAGACCACAAGCAUGACCUAACUUAUGCCAUGUAGUCUAGCCUUGGGUGUGUAAAAACAAUGAACUCCUCCCGUGACAAGGAGCUGGCACCCUUAUCUCGGAAACACCGACUCAUGGCUGCAGCUAUGCCCGGUGAGGACAGCCCUCUGCCCGGUAACACUUCCAGGACUGAUCGGAACGGACUGGGGGGACUGGUUCACUGUUUCAUAUGUGGAAGUGGAGUCACACCAGGAAAGGAGUUAAGGUUGCAAGUGACAUAUCAAAAAGAGAGGCUCCCGUUCUUCCCGUUUCUACAGAAUCAGGAGCCAGCACCGGGCGCGUGCGAAGUGAGCCCGGAUGGACACACGCUGGUGUGCGCCGUGUGCCACUGCUUCCUGACGGAGCAGUGGAACUCCUUUGAGCGGAGCAGGACGCCCAUUGAGAAGCGCAUGUACUGGUUGAAACGACCUUAUCAGUGCGACUCUCGGCGGGUCCCACAGGAGUGGAAUAUCUCCUAUGAUCUGGAGAGGAGGAUCAGCGUGAGCAGCCAGAACUACGACGGAGGCGCAGAGUCUGAUUUCUCAUCUUUUUCAGAAAACGAGUCAGACCAGGAGAUGGAUUUAAUCGACAGAGCCGGUGUGGGCAGAGACAAGUUUCUGAAAUCAUCAAACAAAUCGCCAAGAGACAGUAGUGUCAGGAAAAACAAUGUCAUCAGUGUUAAAAACAGCCCGGAUACGCAGCGGGCAAUCCGCUACCCGGUGGGUGUUUAUGUGCCGCAGGGAUCACCAAAAGCGGAGAGUAUCCUGCCUGCCAGGCGCGGGGCUAAAAUUAUGAAUAAUGUGUGUCAAUCAUCAGAAUCCCUGGCAAAGUCUCAGGAGAGAUUCCCUCCGCGGUGCUAUGACAGCCCUCUGUCUGACACACCUGUGCAAGACAACGGGGUCAUUAUGCGCAACAGGCGCUGGCUGGAGGAGGGGAAUGUCAGACAUGCGGAGCAGCGUCACAUUCAGCGUGCUGCCGACAGCAGCUGUGCCUCAUCCAGACAUCCAUCCCUGCUGCACCGAGGGAGAGCCGACCCCAACACUGCACUGUCAUCUUCUGGCAAUAAACGCAACAUAGCAGCUCCCAGAGAGGCUCACUGUGACAACUCUGAUGAGGACGAGAUUAACAUUACUAGUGAUGAUGACACGUGUGACAGCAAAGCAGCUCCAACAGCUCAACUUAGACCUGCAAGAGACCUUUCAGCAAGAAAGAGCACCCACAUAGUGCACACCAGCCCAGAGGAGUGUGUGUGCUUCAUCUGCGGCUCUGAGCUCAGACAUGAUGGCAGGUUUAAAGUCAGUGUUCAGAAACAGGAGAGGGCACAGGGUGAGCCUUUCUUUCCCUUCCUGUGGCUUCACUCCCCUCCCCCUGGGGCGAUGCCCAUCAGUCCUGCAGGUACCACCCUGGUGUGUGGCAGCUGCCAUGCCUCCCUCAUGCAGCAGUGGCAGAGCUUCCAACUGGCGGAUGUGCCCGUCCUUCAGCGUCUGUAUGUCGUCCCUCUUAACCAGGGUGCUGCUCCUCUCCAUCCUUCCCAAGAGGGGAAACCCCCACAGCCAAUGGAGGGCAUCCCUGACCCCAAGGCCUCCCGUGAUGCUUGCUACCUCUGUGGUCAGGAGUGUGCAGGAGAUAUGAGGAUAGCCUAUGCACAGGCUGGUGUUGGAAAAUCCCGUGGUGCGAUGUAUUUUCCCUUCAUCAACAUGCUGCCGUGCCCCCCUAACGCCAAAGCAGUGAGGAACGGCUGUGUGCACUGCUGCCCACAGUGCCAUCGUAUCCUGGAGGAGAUCUGGAGCGCAUACCGACUCAGCCUAAGUGAGGACCUCAUCACCUCUGUCAGCUCCUUCCUGGUCAGGUACCAUGCUGCAAUGGUAGCUGAGGGGCCUGGAUCUUCAAAUUCCCAGGCUGGUGUUCCCUCUCGCACUAACAGCUCUGUGUCGGUGUGUUACCUGUGUGGAGCUGAGCUGUGUGCAGGUGGAGAGUACCAGCUGCAUGUGAACCCACCUGGUCGCUGUGGGGAGAGGGAGCCUUUCUUCCCCUUCCUCACAGUGCAUCCCCCUGCUCCUGGUGCAAAGCCCGUUGAUGCCACAGGCCUAGUGUCAGCAUGUAACCUCUGCUACCAUGACCUACACACCCAGUGGGCCCAAUAUGAAAGCAAAGGCUUAGGUCGCUCCACUCCUUCAACCCCUAGUGUAUCCGGUCCAAACCCCCCUCAGCCUCCCAGCUCUCCCUGGGCCCGACAGUACAGCUGCGAGGCUUUUGUGUGCUUCUUCUGCAGGCAGGAGCAGCGCAGGUUAGGCAGGCUGAGUGCUGUUACUGUGGCCAGGCUGCCCGUGUUCCUGUAUGCACCUCGGAGUGCACGCACGCUCCUGGUGGAUGAUGGGAGAAGACUGGUGAUAGGAUCAUGUGUGGAAUGUAAAGCUUUGGUGCAGGUGGGACAGAGCAUGCAGCAGGACAGAGACCGGCUGGGGCAAGGAGCAUCAGACAGGGAGCGGAAAGAAUCAGAGCCUCUUUCGCCCAAAUCUAGACACAAGGCGUGCACAGUGAUUGAGAGUGCAGCCAGUACAGAGGUGGACUCUGGGCCUUCACAGCCUCCUGUAGCCGACCACACGCCGUCUCAACCAGUGACCUCAGAGUCAGACAAAGCUGACCACCCAUCUUCCAGCAUGAGCCAUGAGCCAAAGUCACCAUCGUUAGGAAUGAUCUCUACGGCGACCCGUACCACGGCGACGGUCAGCCCCCUCACCCCGUCGCCUCUCAACGGCUCCAUCGUAGCCAAUGGAAGCCCGGCCACCCAGUCUGCUCACUCUGGAUUCGCUGCAGCCCUCCGUAAACUGGCGAAACAGGCCGAAGAACCCCGAGCUGCAUCUUCCAUCAGCAGUGAGUCUUCUCCAGUAUCCUCACCGGCCACCAACCACAGCUCUCCAGUCAGUACACCCAAGAGAGGUCCCCUUGGUCCAGGGCCUGUCCUGGUUCCCCCGACGGGCCACAGCGUGCCAAACACUCCACCUGUAGUCACCAUUGCUCCUACAAAGACAAGCAACGGCCUCUGGAGGACAGAGGGACGCCAGGCUGACUCGGGGCCUCGCGGGGCCAGCAGGGAGCGUCUGGGUGGAGAAGGGGCCCUCCCGCAGGAGAAGGGCGGCCCCUCAGUCCCAGCCCACCUCCUGGGAAACCCCUAUGCCUUUGGUCUAUCGCCUGGUGCUGUCAUGCAGGAUUCACGUUUUCAGCCACUAAAUCUGCCCAGACAGUUGCCGAAUGCAGUGCCCCCAGGUCCCGUACCGGAAGAGUACCUCCGUGGUUUCCGGCCCUACGCCACGACUGAGGAUGCCCUCCGCAUGCCCUCUUUGCCCUUGGGCCUGGACCCUGCCACUGCAGCGGCUGCAGCUGCCUACUACCACCCCAGCUACCUGCCCCACCCUUCCUUCACGCCGUACAGGAUGGAUGACCCGUUCUGCCUCUCUGCUUUGAGGUCACCUUUCUAUUCGCUGCCAGCAGGGGGAGCUUUACCCCCCAUCCAUCCCUCUGCUGUUCACAUGCACCUACCAGGGGUGCGCUACCCUGGUGAUUUUACACACCCUUCACUGUCAGCACUGCAGUCUGAGAGGCUUCAGCUGGAGGAUGAGCUGCGGCAGAGAGAGAGGGAGCGCGAACGGGAGCGUGAAAAGGAGAGAGAGCGUGAGGCGGAGAGAGAGAAGGAGCGGGAGAGAGAACGAGAGCGGGAGAGAGAGCGAGAGAAGGAGCUGGAACGGGAAAGAGAGCGAGAGAGAGAGCGUGAGAGAGAACGGGAGAAGGAGAGGGAGAGAGAGAAGGAGCUGGAGAGACAGAAGGAGAGAGCACUGAGGGAGAAGGAGCUGCAGGCAUCCAAGGCCAUGGAGAGCCACUAUCUGGCUGAGCUCCAUGCCAUGAGGGGGCAAGAAGACCGAACCAAGCCUGAGAGACUCACCCCAAAUCGGGCCGAUAAAGCCAAAGAGCCCAUCCCUCCACCUCCUAAACCGGUCCCUCCUGGGCUUCACUCUGCAAUGGUCCAGCCACAUCAUCCUGUCCCUGGUCUGAUCUCAGGCCACGGCCUCUACAUGGGGCCCAGCACUGUAGGGGCGGGUCUUCCGGCAUCAUUACUCGCUCAGAGGACCAACGAGGAAGAGAGGUGGUUAGCACGGCAACGCAAGCUUAGGCAGGAGAAAGAGGACCGUCAGUACCAGGUGUCUGAAUUCCGCCAGCAGGUUCUGGAGCAGCACCUGGACCUGGGCCGUCCAGGUGACACAGCAGAUCACAGAACAGACUCACACAGAUCAAUACCAAAUCACCAUGACCCCGGAAGCCGGGACAUGCACCCUCACCUAGGCGCCCCUCCACCCCUUAUCUCCCCGAAACCUCCACAGCCCCUACGAGACCAUCACCCUCCACCUCCCACCACUCUGUGGAACCCUGCAUCUCUCAUAGAAACAUCCUCAGAGUCCAGACGGAACCACGAGCCCUCAGGGAUGGGACACUAUGAGCUCAGUCGACUGCCCCUGGGGCCCUCCAAGUAUGAAGACGGAACACGGCGGAAAGAAGGGGGAGCCAUGGAGAAGUAUCCCCCUUUGAGGGGUCCUCAAGGCCUGCCGGAGCCCAGCACAUUCCUUGCUGAUCUGGAGAAAUCCACUCAGAGCUUCUUCAGCCAGCAGAGGUCGUCGCUGUCCCUGACGAGUCAGUACGAUUUGGAGGGAGCUGUGAAAAGAGGAGAUACUGGACCAAAGAGCCUGCAGGGACACCCAGGACACAGUAGACAUGGUCAAGGACUAGGACUGGUGGCUGGGUCAGGUAUGGGACAAGUGUCCAUGCUGGGGAUGGGCCCAGAUACGACACUGAUUUAUGACGAGUUCCUGCAGCAGCACAGACGGCCAAUCAGCAAGCUGGACCUGGAGGAGAAGAGGAGGAGGGAGGCCAGGGAGAAAGGUUACUACUAUGAGCUGGAUGACUCAUAUGAUGAGAGUGAUGAGGAGGAGGUGAGAGCGCAUCUCAGGAGAGUAGCAGAGCAGCCGCCACUCAAAUUGGAUGACUCCACAGAGAAACUGGACUUCCUGGGAGUGUUUGGCCUCACCACUGUGGCACGGCGGGACGAGCUUGUACAUCAAAAGAGAAGGAAGAGGAGGAGGAUGCUCAGGGAACGAAGCCCCUCACCGCCUGCCUCACAGUCCAAACGCACGCCUCCUCCUCCACCUCCCCACCUCAGCACGCGUUUCACCCCGGAGGAGAUGGACCGAGCUCCAGAGCUGGAGGAUAAGAAGCGGUUCCUUACAAUGUUCAGACUAUCCCACGUCACUGUGCAGCAGAGGAGAGAUAAUGAAAGGGUGGUGGAGCUGCUCCAGGCCAUUAAAGAAAAGAGCGUAACCUUGGAUACUAUCAGGCAUGCCCCUCAUCCGCUGUGUAAGAGCCCUCCAGCCCCGCUCUCUGAUUCUGCAUUAGCCCCGCCUUCUUCUGAAUCAGAGGACCACCACAGUGUCAGACCACAUAGCCCCCCCUCACAGUGCCCGGCGUCCCCCAAUGGCCACCCAAAACCCCUUGGGGAAACAUUAAGACCAAAGGAACCCCCCUCUCCAGCUGUCUACCCAGACAAGGCCCGGGGGCCCAGUGAGGGGCCAAUCUCUAAGAGAAGCUCCAGCCUGCUGAACAGCUUAAGGCCCCCGCUCCCCCUGCAGGCAAAAGAGGGGCUUCACAGCGUCAAUGGACGUACCAAACCCUGGGACAGCUUCACCCCAGAGGAAUUUGCUCAACAGUUCCAUGAAUCUGUGCUUCAGUCCACCCAGAAGGCUUUGCAGAAACACAAAGGAGGAGCGUCAGGGAUGUCAGAGUCAUCUCACCUCCAGGAGUCGUCUGUUCACUACAACCUCCCUGAGCUUCAGAGUGCUCCCGGCAGACCGCAGCAGCCUCAUUCACAGCCUCACACAAACACGCAUUCAUUUCCUCAUUCGCUGUCACACUCUCACUCUCAGCCCAACGGGCAGCACUUCUCCGUUCAAUACCACCGGGAGGCCUCGGGGACGAGGGAGGACCUGUCGGGUCCAGAUGACUCUGAGGAGGAGGAUGAUGAAGAGGAGGAGGAGGCUCCUGCUUCAAAGUGGCAGGGGAUUGAAUCGAUUUUUGAAGCAUAUCAGGAAUACGUUGAAGAGCAAAGUUUGGAGCGUCACGUGUUGCAGAGUCAGUGUCGAAGACUAGAAGCUCAGAACUACAACCUCAGUCUGACUGCUGAGCAGCUGUCUCACAGCAUGGGGGAGCUGAUGUCCCAGAGACAGAAGCUAGCAGUGGAAAGGGAGAAGCUACAAGCAGAGCUGGAGCACUUCAGGAAGUGUUUGACGCUGCCACAGACACACUGGCCGAGAGGUGGCCAUUACAAGGGCUACCCUCCCAGGUGACCCCAACACGUCCACCUGACAGCCCCGCCCAGCUCCCCUUUCUGACUGACACCCAGAGUUUAUUUUUCACAGCCCUGUCCACAUGGCUCCAUGGAGGAGAGCAUGGCUGUCUGUAGAAGAUGAGUGAGUGAUUUAAUGAAUGAAUGGAGUGAAUGGAUUGAUGGAUGAUGCAGGACCAUACAGUGAAGGAGGGGCAGUAUGUGGCCAGCCAGGGACUGUGCCACGAUUCAAAAACGUGUGCCAAUGUAGCCAACCCCGUGAUCAGCGAGAGUGUAGGAGCAGGUGCACCUGCAGAUCAACCCAAACACAAAGAAACACACAUGCACCUGCUUUUCACAGCAUCUUCAGUCCCUGCUUCCCUCACAGCCACAGCUUCACAGACAAUCCUGCCAAUGAGGGAGCAGCUGCCCCACCAGUCAACAAGAGACUUGAAUGCUCCGAAGGCUUCUGGCCAGUGGAGGCUGAUUUAAUCACAGUGGACACGUGAGCUUUUGGAACUGGAAAUGCACUUAUGAAUAAAAGCUGAAGAACUACCUGGUGGUACUGUGUUACAACAAAGAACUGUUCUAAUUAGGGAAGAUCUUAGAAAAUGCACAUUUUUGGAAAGAAUUAAGGAAAUGUUUUAUUUCGAAAUAGAAAAUUUGAGAAUAAGAAUUUUAAAAGGUGCUUCAGCCUUGUAUUGUACAUAAUAUGAAGACUUAAAGAAUUUUGUAUGUUUUUAUUACUUUAAUCAUUGUUCUUUUAAAAGAAAAAAGCCUGCCAUUUUUAUAUGUUUUUGCUUUUUUGGGGGGUUGGAAAAGAAAGCCUUGCUUUUAGUGUUUGUACUGCUGCUGGCCAGAACAGCUCAUUUUGAGACAUAUAUCUGAGUAAGAGAAAAACAGGAAACUCACCCCGCCUUUUACGGUCUCCCAACCCCAUCCACAGCCACCUCACACUGCAUCUGAGAUCACAAAGAUCACCCAGAAGUUCUGAGACACAGAUCCAGAUCUCCCUCCAUCACAGCAACACGUGUGUCUGUUUGAAUGUCCAUUUCAGAAACUCCUCUGCUCAGACUCACUGCUCCUGGCAUGAAAUGUUUGCUUAUUAUCACACAGAAACCAGAUGAAAUCCACAGUGACUUUUUUUUGUAUUGUGUUUAUUUACUUUGACAUACUUGAUUAUUUUGUAAAGACAUGAAGAGUCUCUUAAGCAGCCAGCUGAUGAAUCUGGUUCUUGAUGCUUUAUCCUCCAUUGGACCUGUCACUUUGGGUUUUUUUUAAUAUAACAGUGGACUAUAACAAUAUGACGGUUUGCAUAAUGUUACGCCUUACAAGAUCAAGCCCUUUUUAGCAGCCAUGAGAGAAGACGGUGCCAAAAUAGAACUCAUUUGGAUUCUUAAAUUAAGAUUAUGUUGCAAUUAGACAGCCAAACAUUCACAUCAGAAUGGCCAUCUUCCUCUGCUGGAAACCCACAUCUCUAUGCAUGGACCCAUUUUUAAGAACAUCAGCAAACAAAGUUGCCAACAAAUUACUAAUCACUCAAACUGAGCACUUCAUAGAAAAUGUACAACAGAAAAGUUUGAUUUACCAGGCCUCAUACCCUUUUAGUCUCAUUUCCUCUUUAGUUCUGCUCUGAGAUUCAGACCAGGUUUUACACUGGCUCUCCCCUGUAGCUCAUGUUACCUCAGUCCAAUGGCUGUAUUUGCAUUUGGAGAUUCCCACUAAAGCUGUCAAAAAGCAGCUUAAUUUAAAGAGUUCUACCCCGACUGCACAAUAGUUGGUGUUGUGGAAAAAGUAUUUGAAAGUGAAAUUAAGGUAAUUUGAAAAUCAUUGGGUUGAUUUAUACAAACAUUAAAGCACAAAUACCCCCUCAUACAGUUUAAUGAUUACAAGUGCCUCAGAGAUUUGGGAGCAUGUGAAUGAGUGUCAGUCUACAUGUUGGAGUGUUUUACACUUAGCAUCAGUGAUCAGGGACUUCACAUUUUAAGUGUCUACUGUAUGUCUCACACCUUUAAAAUGUGUGCAUGUCAAGAACCCACACAGAGCUCCUUUAUCCAGAGCAUCUCCUCAAUUAAUCAGUUCCCCAGGCCUAAGCCAGUCCAAAUGAUCAGGUAGAUCCAGAGCGUAGUCUGUUGUUUUUUUCAGAGCAGAUUCUGUCAGUUAAUGAGGGGGGGGGUCCUCAUGAUGAGGUAAGCUGCCAACAGCCCCCUAACUCAGCCUCCCCAUGUCUCUCUCCAGCCCACACACACCCAUGCAAUAGCCCCAUUACUCAGUGGAGGAUGUCUAGAUGCUGUGAAAUCCUGUUUUUAAAAUGUACUUGUUUGAAUUCAUUGUAAUGUAAUAUAUUCUUUGUUGAAUGUAGUAAUUAGGUAUUUAUGAAUAUAUGGCUGUGAUUUCAGACAAAAAAGAAAAUAAAAUAUUUCAAAAAUG
This is a messenger RNA of Cheilinus undulatus (humphead wrasse), 9135 nucleotides long. RefSeq names its product Gse1 coiled-coil protein b (gene gse1b). The transcript has 17 exons. The record is from RefSeq and is a predicted model, not a curated record. NCBI's taxonomy places the organism in Eukaryota, Metazoa, Chordata, Actinopteri, Labriformes, Labridae. The coding region runs from base 380 to 6727 and encodes 2115 amino acids.